Molecule: messenger RNA, 198 nt
Organism: Penicillium cosmopolitanum
Lineage: Eukaryota; Fungi; Ascomycota; Eurotiomycetes; Eurotiales; Aspergillaceae
Exons: 1
Coding region: 1-198 (65 amino acids)
Source: RefSeq, a predicted model, not a curated record
AUGCAGCUACAGUAUAUGCAGGACACGGCACAACAUAAGGCACACGGUGUAUACCAUCUAGGUCAGGCGAACCUGGAACCAUCGGCAAAAAUCCAGCAAAUCAUCACCCUUGCCCUGAAUAUUUUAGAAUAUUUUACGGAGGGUCCGAAGGAUCGACGUUGGCCUGCCGAAUUGGGUGGCCUCGGACUUCACAUGUGA